Diachasma alloeum is the source of this 3386-nucleotide messenger RNA. RefSeq lists its product as uncharacterized. The record is from RefSeq and is a predicted model, not a curated record. The transcript is spliced from 8 exons. Gene Ontology annotation, cellular component: plasma membrane. NCBI's taxonomy places the organism in Eukaryota, Metazoa, Arthropoda, Insecta, Hymenoptera, Braconidae. The coding region runs from base 18 to 2528 and encodes 836 amino acids. Gene Ontology annotation, biological process: engulfment of apoptotic cell; phosphatidylserine exposure on apoptotic cell surface; apoptotic process involved in development.
GGCAGCAGAGGCCCAUUAUGGCCCACUUCGAGCAGUCACUCCAUCAGCACGAAUUCCUACCCCUGUGCGAUGUACUAUUCAACAUAAUAUCACUAGCGUCUUACUUCUGUGAUGUUGUUUUCGAUCUGGCGAUGGGGUACGCUCUAGCGAAUCAUCCGACAGCUCCGUCAAUAUUUUUUCCACUGAGCAUUGGAUUCGUGAUUGCAUCGCUGAUAAUUUCACAGAUCAUAAGCAUGCGGUGGUACUUAUGGGGCGCCCGCGGGAAACUCACCAUCCACGUCGCGUCAGAGGACUCGUCAUCUGGCAAGAAGAAAUUAAAUUGGACUGUAUGGUGUGUCAUCGUUCUUCAUACCACGCAGAUCGGAGUCCUGUGGAGAUACUUUAAAUUAUUUAUUCCUGUCAAUUUGACGUUUGUUAAACAUGAGGUCCGAGAGCUAUGCGUUCUCCGACUGAUCCACGCAUUCUGCGAGGCAGCCCCAAUGCUCCUCCUUCAAUUAUACCUCCUCUCGAUAGGAAUUGGUAACAACGUGGUAAAAGAGGGAAGAACAGAGCUAGAGUCAGAGACCUGGGAUGCCAGUAAACUGGGUGAACUAACAGCUGUGUCAGCAGGUUUAUCCCUCUGGAGUGUGUGCUGGGCAGUAGCAAGUUUCAGUAAAGGUGCCGCAAGGCUCAGGAACUUGGAGCGCCUGGUGCUGACGUGGCUGGGGGUGCUGGCACAGCUCGCGUGGCGGCUGGGAACGGUCAGUGCUAGAGUGGGAGCCCUGGUUGCCUAUGCCUCCCUUUACGGAGGCCAGUGGCUGCUAAUCGUCAUGGCUCUGCACUGGCUAUCAAUGCUCAUGUGGCUGCUGCUGACCCCCGACGGCCUCUUCCACGGUGGAGAGCGCCUCUCAUUUACCAGGAAAACCUUCCUCGCAUCGUUACUCGCGUUCGUCUACGUCUUCGCUUACGUGAAUCUCCACGAGACGAAUCAUCGACAGAAGAUGCUCAUAUUUUACACUGUUAUGUUCCUGGAGAACAGUCUGUUGAUCGGCGUGUGGGCUGUGGGGAUCAACGAGAAUCACCUCAGGUUUCCCAGUCAACCGAAACCGGCGAUUCUCAUUUUAAUUCUCACUGCAUUGUUUUUCGGUGGAUUGUGCUUCAUGGCGCUGUACUACCGAUUCUUUCAUGUUAGGAGAUUGAGGUACGAGGCUGGGGGAAGAAUGAGUGGAAAUAGUGCGGCUACCACUCUCUCCAGUCAUGGUAAUAAUGGAGAAAAAAGAAUGGAUUAUUAUGACACGAAGAAGUUAUCAAACGGUUUAAACAUCAGCAUGCAAAAGGUGAAGUUAAGCAACAACGGAAUUCCUGGGGUGUUCAAUUGUCGCUUUGCCAACCCUGCUGUAUCUAAUCUCAACAGAAAGAAGAAGAAACCAACGACGUUUGUGCCACCCCCUCCGCCUCCUCAGGCACUAGGUGAUACGAAACACUGGAAUAACAGUAAGACGAAUACCAAACAACUGAUUCCUUUUUGGAAGCGACCACUGUCGAUUGCUGACAAUUAUGAAGACGAUCAAAAUGACAAGAAGAACGACGUGGAGCGUCCAAUGGGCUCAUUAAACAUAAAUUUAAUCCGCGAAAAAUUGCGGGAGAAGAAGCAACAGCAGUUACGUGAAUUACGCGCUAUUCAGGAAGAAAUAAGAGAGGGAAAAUUGGUUCCACCUCCUUCGGCAUCGGCUACGUCCCUAUCUUCCUCGAUUUCGGCGGCUAAUCAGCAACCCCCGCCGAGCGCCAAACUGCACACAUCUCCGAAUUCGACUGUAUGUCCAGUCUCUGCGUCGUCGUCUCCCUUACGUGACGCCGGCAAUGGGGCCCCCUUGACUUCGUGGCCCCCGAUCAAGAUGCAUUGUUUAUUACCCCCACCGCCGUCUUCUUCGUUUCAUCCUGUAACACUUGCUUCCAAUAUUUGGAAGGAUUUGGAGCAGCGGGAGAGACAUGACACUUCGGAAAUUUUGUUGGCUCCGAGGUGUUUGCCACUGGCUUCGGGACAUCAUUAUCCUCAUUGGACACCCGAGCACAGCCAAAAUGGUGAGGAUGAUAGUUCCAAAGGUGAACCAGAGGCUGGAGAAGAGAUAAGUGACAUGGAGGGCAGUCAAGAUUCCCUCCCAAAAAGUCACACCCUCCCACGAGAGUUCAAAUACAAUAACGAAACUAAUCAAGGACGAGAGCGUCGUGUUUACGUCAAUAGACCGUAUUCUUCGAGGUUUCUGCAACCCUCAAACAACAGUUCUGAUGGUGACGUCGAUAGUGCCGAUAACGACGAAGAAACAGAUUCAGAGCUGCAGGGUGACGUGAGAAAUCUCCACGCCCUCAGCCACGAGAACGACGUGCAAAGGCGAUUUGCAUUCGAAACCGAAGAAACCAUUGAUCAUGGGAGUUCCGUGGCCAAUGGUGUGCUGACGUCCAUGGGAACUCUCUGUUAUUUAAAUAAUUCGUAUGGCUCCAGGAUGAACCAAAUGCUCAAAGUUAAAGUCAAGCAUGAGACUAAAUUGUGAGAUGGCGUACUCAAACAUUUUCCCAAAAGAUCAUUAUUUUUUAAUGAAUAACACGUACGAAAAAAUUCCAUAAGAAAAUCUAGCCAAUUCGUAAAAACAUUCCUUUAGAUUUCUACUGAAUUUUCGAUUGUUUGGCCGACUAUUGAAAAAUUUCGCAGCUUAUCUGCGCUUUUUUCAAUAGAGAUGUUCAAUGGAGAAUAUUCUAGUGGAAAAAUCAAUAGAAUUCGAUUUUUCAAUCAUAUUCUAUUGAGAUAUUUGCUACAGAAAUUUCUCGGCUCAAAUUUUCUAUUUUUUCCUUCAUUGUCCUAAUGAAAGGAGAAGGAUAAUACAGUGAAAAAAACUUCAGAAAAUUCAUGUCGAGGAAUUCCUAAAUAUAGACAAUGUUUUAAUAGAAAAAUUGUAUAGAAAGAUGAAAUUCUACUGAUUUUUUCCCUAAAGUAGUUUAUAUUGUACAUUUGCUGCUGAAUAGUUGGUCAAAAAUUAAUGAAAUUUUCUAUCGAAUUCGUUAGGUGUUUCUGUGAAUUUUUUCGUGUGUGAACUUAAGGAGACAUAACAAGACUGGUUGACAAGAAGAAAGCCGCAAUUCCCUCGAUAAAAUAAAACAUUGAAUUCCGUCCAGAAUGUGUAUCACUAAUAAUAUCUGUGGGAAUAGGUGACAGCUGGGGUAUUUUAAACCAUAUUUUGACUCCGAUUUAACGUUUAAUAAUACUUUUAUUAGAAUAAUCAAGCAGCGUACAAAUCUUCAGCACUUGUUGUGCGGCCAUCUUGAAGAAAAACUAUAAUAAAGGCGUAAUUGCGCGCGCGGGAACCCAGUUGAACUCAGACUCUACACUGAGAGGAAAACGACAAAGUUCUCAA